AUGCCUGGAAAAUAUAAGAGUGCAUAUGCUAAAUUUAGAUGUGGUGUUGCACCUCUGAGAAUAGAAACUGGCCGAUAUGAAGGCAUUAUGGUUGACAAUAGACUAUGUUUUAAUGAGCAAUCUGGUGGUAAAUCAAUGACUGGACCUUUUACAGGCUCGGGACAAGGCAGCGGUACUGACGGUGGCAAUGGUGAUAAGUGCACUGGUCCAUCGUGUUCAGCACCCGGAAAUCAUAAUCCUGGAACUAUUGGUAAAAGUAGUGGUCAAUCAUCAUGUCCCUCGACAGAUCUGUGUGCGAAAACCUGUAAAUAUACUGUCAAGUUAGGAUCAAAGAUGGCUGACGGAUGCCCCUCAUGUGCUUGCGAAAAAACUCAAUUGUCAACGGAAAAGACUCCAAAGCAGACUUUAUGUGAUGAGGUAGUAAAAUGUAUGAUGUCAUGUACAGAAGGUUAUAAACUGCAAUCUGGUAGGGAAGGAGGAUGUCCAAUCUGUAGUUGCCAGCAACCUCCAACACCAGCCCCUACAGUAGCAACAAUGCAGAAUAUUCUGUCGUGUACAGAGAGAACCGUUCACUGCAUGAAGUCUUGUAAACAUGGAUACCACAUGUUGAGUUCUAUAAACAGCGACUGUCCACGAUGUAACUGUUUACCACCUCCGACAUCAGCACCAAGUCCUACACCUGGUAUAUAUUCUGUACUUAGACAAUGUCCGGAGACAUUACAUUGUAUGACGAGUUGUAGUAACGGAUACUCAUUAGAAGGCGGAUCGUUCGGCUGUCCAAAGUGUACAUGUAAUCAAGCUCAUGUUGUUACACUUAUGUGUACAUCGGCUCUUUCCUGUCUUAGAGGGUGUCAGCUCGGAUACAAAUAA
This is a messenger RNA of Mytilus trossulus (common blue mussel), 870 nucleotides long. RefSeq names its product cell death abnormality protein 1-like. The transcript has 8 exons. NCBI's taxonomy places the organism in Eukaryota, Metazoa, Mollusca, Bivalvia, Mytilida, Mytilidae. The coding region runs from base 1 to 870 and encodes 289 amino acids. The record is from RefSeq and is a predicted model, not a curated record.